Dermacentor silvarum is the source of this 2745-nucleotide messenger RNA. It is a transcript of the gene Tmem63, whose product is annotated as calcium permeable stress-gated cation channel 1-like. Gene Ontology annotation, molecular function: calcium-activated cation channel activity. NCBI's taxonomy places the organism in Eukaryota, Metazoa, Arthropoda, Arachnida, Ixodida, Ixodidae. Gene Ontology annotation, cellular component: plasma membrane. The record is from RefSeq and is a predicted model, not a curated record.
CGACUAAGCAGUUUUCGUGACCUGAAGAUGACUCACAAGCCUUGGCAAAGCGAUGAGUUCGUCCUCUUCGAGGAGAGGCAGGCGAUCAAGUGCAAGUUCUUCAAGAAGGGCAACUUCACCGUCACGCUUGCUCCCGGCUACCAGGGCAUUCCCGAGAACCUUGUCAUCAACCUCGUCAUGUGGGUGGGCCUGAUCACCCUGUACAGCGUACUGAACCGAACUGCGAAGAACUACAGCAGGCUGGCCUUAAUACACAAGGAUGACCAGAAGUGGUCUCAGCUCAUAUACGGAAACAGAAGCGACCCGCAGGAUGAUGAGAGCCUCGAGUCCCUAGAGACGAUCAUCCGCCACGAAACAGGCUUGCUCAGCUGGGUGUGGUCGAUUUUCUUGAUCAAGGACCGGCACAUCCUGAAGAAGAACGGACCGGACGCCGUGCAGUACCUGACCUUCCAGCGGCACAUCAUCGUGCUCGUACUCAUCGUGUGCCUCUUCUGCGUCGGCCUCAUCCUGCCCAUCCACGUGUUCGGCGACAUAGAAGGAGACGCGCGGAAGUUUGUCCAUACAACCCUCAACAACAUGGACCCCAACGCGUCAAGCCUCUGGGUCCACGUGAUCCUCAGCUUCCUGUUCCUGCCGCUGGGCGUGCUCUUCAUGCGCCACUUCUCGGCCAAGUUGCACAUCCGUCCAGAAGAGAGCCGGGUCAGCCGGACCCUCAUGAUCGUCGGCGUUCCGCGCAAGAGCUGCCACGCCGAAGUCUUUCGGCAGCAUUUCAGGGAGGCCUACCCGGAAUGCAUCAUCCAGGACAUAAAGUUCGCCUACGACAUCCGGGAACUGGUGGUGCUGGACAGCAACAGGGAAGUGUCGACGCAGGCCCGCAUGUGGUGCGAGAACCAAAUCAACGCCACCGGAAAGAGGCCCAAGAUGCGUCCCUACCAGUUCAGCCGGCUGUGGGUCUUCGGAGACGCAUGCGGCUGCAAGAUGGUGGACGCCCUGGACUACUACUCCCGCGAGGAGAGCGAAUACCUGCGCGAAGUGGAGAAGGAGCGAGCCAACGCGCUCGAGCGGCCCGUCGGUUUCGUGUUCGUCACCUUCGAGACCGAGGAGAUGGCAAUGAUGGUUUGCAAGGACUACCGGUCGCAGUGCCAGUGCUACGCCACCACGCCUUCGUCUAGCGUGAGCAAAGAACUCAAGUCCAACUCCUGGAAGGUCGUCUUUGCUCCGCCUCCCAGCGACAUCUUCUGGGAGAACCUGUCCAUCGGCAAGUGGGCCUGGUACAUCCGCUCCUUCUUCAUCAACUUCGUACUGUUCCUCAUCCUCUUCUUCCUGACGACACCGUUCAUCAUCGUGUCCAACCUGGAGCACAUAUUCCCCUCGGCCGAGCAUCUGAACCCUUUCUUGUCAAAGUUCCUGCCGACCAUGAUGUUGUGGCUUGUUGCAGCAGCGAUGCCAGCCAUGGUCACAAUGUCUGACGUCUUUAUUGCCCACUGGACCAGGUCAUCAAGGAACCACUGGGUCAUGAGGAAAAUUUUCAUAUUUCUCUUGUUUAUGGUGCUGAUUCUGCCUUCUCUCGGUCUCCCCAGUGCUGAAGUACUCGUUUCCUGGGUUCUGAAGCCGACCAAUGAAACACACCUGUGGAAGUGCCUGUACCUACCAGACAGCGGCGCUUUCUUCAUCAACUACGUGGUGACGUCGUCCUUCGUGGGCACCACCAUGGAGCUCAUCCGAUUCCCACAGCUUUGCCUCUUUAUCCUGUACACCUUCAUGUCACGCUCCAAGGCCGAAACAUUCGCAGUGCAGCGGGCAUCCCUGUUCGAGUUCCACUUCGGCGUCCACUACGCGUGGUACCUGCUGAUAUUCGCGAUUACCAUGAUCUACAGCCUCUCGUGCCCACUCAUCGUGCCUUUCGGCCUAGUCUACCUCUGCUUCAAGCACAGCGUGGACCGCUACAACAUCUAUUUCGUGUACACUCCGUCGAAGACGAACAAGUACAUCCACGCAACAGCCAUCGAUUUCGUCAUAGGCUCCCUGAUUCUACUCCAGUUUACGCUCGCCAUAUUCUUCUACCUCAGGACCGGAAACAGCAAUGUGACGGUGGCGACCUGCAUUAUAGCCCUAAUGUCCUUCCUUAUGUUCCUCGGUCAAGCCAUGAUGAAAUGCUUUCGUGAUUUCGGACCGAUAAAAUAUGCGGCGGCCAAACGCAAGACGUACGGUACCAGGCCCAGCCCGCGCAAGCUGUCCACAGUCACCGUGGCCCCGAAGCCGGCGAUAAAGAAGAAAGCCCAGCGCCACGUUUCUGUGGGCCCCUCCUCUUUCGAUGGCUACGGCGGGGCGCUCGCGUGCGGUUCUCCAGUGCCGGAGGCCAUUCCGAUGCUGGCUGUCGACACCCGGGCCGAACCGGUUGACGUCGUGGGCCCGCCAUCGCCGACUGGCUCGAAUGCGGUGGAUAACCACUCCACGAUACGCCACGUUUGCGAGUGAACUUAACGUAGAAAAAAAGAAAUUUGCGAAAAAAACUGUUUUGAUAUGGCCGUUUGUGAACUUUGCUUCUGCACCUUUGUGUGCAUUACGUGGUGCGAAUCGUUUGUGCUUACUGAUUGUAAGUGGGAAGAAUUUGUGAGGCGAUCGACAUUGUUUCCACGUUCACCUGUAGUUGCUCGAAGGUGUUGUGAACUCACUGAGUAUUUCAGCAAACCACUCAGACCGAAUAGAACCCGAACAGAAAUUCCAAGAGCCCAUUGGGCUUUG